Bactrocera latifrons is the source of this 3806-nucleotide messenger RNA. RefSeq names its product mRNA decapping complex subunit 2 (gene DCP2). Gene Ontology annotation, cellular component: P-body; cytoplasm. The record is from RefSeq and is a predicted model, not a curated record. NCBI's taxonomy places the organism in Eukaryota, Metazoa, Arthropoda, Insecta, Diptera, Tephritidae. Bases 781 to 3483 code for a protein of 900 amino acids. The transcript has 5 exons. Gene Ontology annotation, biological process: nuclear-transcribed mRNA catabolic process, nonsense-mediated decay; deadenylation-dependent decapping of nuclear-transcribed mRNA. Gene Ontology annotation, molecular function: manganese ion binding; RNA binding; 5'-(N(7)-methylguanosine 5'-triphospho)-[mRNA] hydrolase activity.
UUAUUUUUUUCAGUCUACGACACGCAGUUAAACAACGGGGAAGUGAAUUUACUGCAAUUGAAAAAGUGAAUUUACUGCAACGGAAAAGUUUAAUAAUUGAUUAGGACGUAAAAUAUUAAUAAGCUUAAUUAUAAAACUGUGCUAAAAUAAAAUAAUAAUAAGCUUGUGAGGGUACGAAGAAGAAGUAUUGUUCCCUAGAUCGCCAUUUAGAAAGUGUAUAAUAAAUACACCAACACUAAGACAGUGCGUACAUUGUGGAGAGUGUGGAAUGUGAGGGUGUCAAGGAGUUGCCGUACUCGGAGAGAAGAAACAUUUUGGAGACUCGUAUCAACCCUGUGUUAUGGAUAACUCUCCACAAAAUUGGCUCAGAAAGAAAAUAACAUUUAAAUUAGUGAAAUAUCCCAUCAAAAGAAGCAGCCUAGUUAUUCGGUUGUGGAUGUUAAAGUUUGAUAAUUUUUGGGCUACAUCGUUCUAAGUGUAUAUAAUAAAUUGAAAAAAAUUGUAGUGCUUAAGGAGUUUAAAUAAUAUUGUUUAAUUCUUGAACUUCAAAAGAAAAACGUAGUUACAUUUCAACUCGUUUCUUACCAAAAUUGUAUUCGUCGGGACAAAUUAAACUCGCUGAUAUUUUGACGAGAAGCUAAUCGGAAAAUUACGGUUUUUGUUUUGUUGCCUCAAAAAUUUUUUAGCAACAAUUAACGCGAAUUCAAGAAGCAUUUCUGAAACGUCUGUAAGGAGUUAAGCUCUAAAGCAGAAAGAGAAACAAAGAAUAUUGGACAAGUGAUGGAAGUAGCUUUUAAUUCGGUCGUGGCGUCCUCGACGCCUUCUUUUCAAUUGUUAGAUGGCCGAUAUGCGACAUUGUUCGAAAGUAAUAAGAACAAAAACAACAUUAAUACAGCAAAUAACGGCGUCAUCGGCGUUAGUCAAAGCAUUUUAAAUUUUUUUGAAGCUCCUAAGAAAUUGAGUAAUGAUCGAGAGGCGAUAACGCUUAAAACCGCACUGAAUAUGAAUACCAAAAAUGACAAGGAAAUUGAUGUUCGGCAUUUGAUAGCAAACCAAGAAAGUCAACUUCAAUUACUCCAGUGCAAUAACAGUAACCUGCCUUUGGAAAGUCAGCAGGCUACAAUUCCCUUAACAACUACGACUGACUUAUUGGCUGCUUUAAAAAUAACAAAUGUAAAUACCAAAAUAAAGGAAAAUCGACAGAACAGUUCCAAUGCAUCGAACCUUACGAAAUCACCACCAUCAACGCCGCUACCAACAUCUUUAAUUGUAGAAAAAACAACAACGAAUUCCCAUAGCUCAAUAUUGAAAGCAGUCUCAACUGGAACUCCUGGAAGAAGCAACAACUCUGUGGUUAGUAUAGUCACCAAGAAUGGUUUACAAAUUCCGUCCGAUAUACUUGAUGAUUUGGCAAGUCGUUUUAUUAUUAAUGUUCCUGAUAUGGAAUUGAGCAAUCUUAUUCGCAUUUGCUUUCAAAUUGAGUUAGCGCAUUGGUUUUACUUGGAUUUCUUUUGCGCUGCAUCUGGAGAUAACCCACACAGCGAAGAAUUGAGAAACAGAAAAUUACCAACAUGUGGUAUGAAGCAGUUCGCGAUACAGAUAUUCAAGCAUAUUCCAUUUCUACGUGAACAUUUACCGUCGAUCGAUAAAAUAUUAGAUGAUUGGAAAAAUUAUAAACUCGCAGUACCCACAUAUGGGGCUAUCUUAAUAUCUGAGGAUCUCAACUAUUGCCUUUUAGUGCAAUCAUAUUUUGCAAAAAGUUCAUGGGGCUUUCCGAAAGGUAAAGUCAAUGAGAACGAAGAUCCGGUGCAUUGUGCCACAAGAGAAGUAUAUGAAGAGACUGGCUACGAUAUAACGAAAUUAAUAGUACCAAAUGACUACAUUGAGGCUGUUUUCAAUUAUCAAUAUACACGCUUGUAUAUAGUGCGCAACGUAUCACUUGAUACACAAUUCUCACCGCGAACUCGCAAUGAGAUAAAAUGCUGUGAUUGGUUUCCGAUCGACUCGCUGCCGGUCAAUAAAAAUGAUGCCAUAUCAAAAGCCAAAUUGGGUAUAAACGCCAAUUCAUUUUUUAUGAUAAUGCCAUUUGUUAAACGGCUUAAAAAGUGGGUACAUGAUAAGCGCUCGGGAAUAGAGACUAGACGUAAAUUUUCCGGUGGUGGCAGAAGUAUCUCGCCCGAAACAAUGAAUUCACCAGCAUCACUAUGGUCAACAGUAACGUCAGCCACCCCCACUACUCUAGGUGGAAGCAAUCAAAAUAAUAUAAACCAAAAGCAAACAAAUGUGAAUAAUAGUAGUAAGAAAAAUAAACAACAUACAAUUAACAUCGAUGAUAAGCCUAAAGCUUCAAAUAUUAGUACAGGAACUUCUUGUAAUAAUGGCAAUAAUAAUGCAAUACUUGCCAUUCCAACAAGUACCAAUAAAAACAAUUGUAAUCGUUCAAAAAGACAACGCCAUAAAUCUAUGGGGGAUUUGGAUUGUAAUUCGAAUAACAAUUUUAAAAAUUCAGUUCACGUAACAGCUGUUUCCGAUGGUGUUGAAUCGCCAACCGAACCAACAAUAAAAGUGGGAGGCUCGGGCAACUGCAGAACAGCCUCCAACCAUAAACGCAAUGGCAGCUCAGCAAAACAUCUUGCUGCCGGCAGCAACAAUAAUAACACCCACAACAACAACGUUGUAGGUUGCACUCCGUCAAAACGCCAAUUGUCUCACAGUCAAAGUCAAAAUGGCUGCAACCAAAGUGGAGAAAAGAUUGUCAGCUCCUUCGAUUUGAUACGAAAAGAGAGACAACAGCAAUUGAAGGCAGCAGCUCAAGCUGAAAAGGCGGCAAAAGCACAAAAGCAGCAGCAGCAGCAACAACAACAACAACAAAGCAAUGCCAAUUGUAAUAACAGCGGACGGGUGCGCGCUAAAUCGCAGGGGGAUAAAAUGUGCGUGCAAAAUGCUAAUAAAACUAACACCAACAACAAUGGUGGCAACAACAAACAUCGUGUACAAAAACAAAUCUCAAUGAGUAUUGUCAACUCAAAUGCAACAGCCAAUAAUGAUAAUAACAAAAGCAAUCGUAACAAUAAUGCCACCCACAACACUGCCACUCCUAACACCAGAGUUGCAACAAGCCCUACAUCGGCUUCCAGCUCUGGUGCAGAGCUACUGGCAUUUGCUGCAAAAUCAUCAGCGGCUCCUACUAUGUCUGCAACAACGAAUUCGGCCCAGAAACCCCGUCCGGCAUCAGUAUCUUCACAUUUUGCAUCAUCCCCUAAUUCGGUGGCUUCGGGCACGAAUUUGCGCAUACUAAAUCGCAGCACAUCUUAUCAGCCACUGACGGAACAGCAAGAACUGCAGACAAAAACAAAGCAGUCAGAAGCUGAAAACAAUGAAGUGCCGCGCCAGCAGCAAGCACAGUUGAAAUUCACACCAAGUUUCAAUUCGUGGACAAAUUUCUCAUUUACAAAAAAUUUUAUUGCAAACAUAUUUUGUUAGAAGUACACAAGUCGAUCUACUAGUAUGCUUAGUAGAAUUGCAGAUUGAUUGAAGAAGAGUGAGGUGAAAGCGGAAUUGUAUGCCUGAUUUUUAGGUUAAGUGUGCGAAGGGGGUAUCCAUUGGAGGGGGGAACAUAAGAAGUUAAAAUUCUUGUAUUUGGUAUUAAAAUUUUUACAGUUUUACAACGAAUAUGUAUGAAUAAAUAUCGAAGUGCAUGUUAUUGAUAAGCGAGUCUAUGCGAUGCUUGGUGAUAUCUGAGAUAUUUGAAAACAACAAUAUGUAUAUAAAGUUCCAAAAAUUAAACAGACAUUACUAACAUUGAA